Actinia tenebrosa (Australian red waratah sea anemone) is the source of this 767-nucleotide messenger RNA. RefSeq names its product 2-hydroxyacyl-CoA lyase 2. Gene Ontology annotation, biological process: L-valine biosynthetic process. Gene Ontology annotation, molecular function: acetolactate synthase activity; thiamine pyrophosphate binding; flavin adenine dinucleotide binding. The record is from RefSeq and is a predicted model, not a curated record. Gene Ontology annotation, cellular component: acetolactate synthase complex. NCBI's taxonomy places the organism in Eukaryota, Metazoa, Cnidaria, Anthozoa, Actiniaria, Actiniidae.
UUAAAGCGGAAGAAACCACCACCCAGCACCUGAAUCCUCUUAAACUGUUACACUGUUUAGAGCGAGUCAUGUCGAAAGACUCCAUGAUUGUUGCUGAUGGGGGAGACUUUGUUGGAACAGCAGCUUACAUUCUGAGACCAAGAGAACCAUUAACCUGGCUGGAUCCUGGAGCAUUUGGAACCUUAGGGGUGGGGGGUGGUUUUGCCCUUGGAGCCAAGCUCUGUCGCCCUGACAGUGAUGUGUGGAUUAUAUAUGGGGAUGGUUCCCUUGGAUACAGUGUUGCUGAAUUUGAUACAUUUACAAGACAUAAGACUCCAGUCAUUGCGUUGGUUGGUAAUGAUGCGUGUUGGUCCCAGAUCGCUAGAGAACAGGUGCCUUUGUUUGGUUCAAGCGUAGCAUGUGACUUAGAGUUCACAGACUACGAUAAAGUUGCAGAAGGAUAUGGAGGUGUUGGACUUAAGCUAGACCAAUCUUCAGAUGAAGAUAUAGAGGCGACAUUAGAGAAGGCCAUGGAUCUUUCUAGUAAAGGGAAAGCAGUGUUAAUCAAUGCCCUUAUUGCUAAGUCUAAUUUUAGGGAAGGUUCGAUAUCAGUGUAAUGGUCAAAGUGGAUGUCGAGUUGGUUUUCUUGAGCGUAACGCGUAGCAACUGUCUUUGAUUAUCCUAGUAAGACCUCUUUGCCUUGGGUCUAAUGGUUUGCCCAUUUCAGACCAUGUGUAUCAUGUGACCAUGUGACCAUGUGUAUCAUGUGACCAUGUGUAUCAUGUGAC